Messenger RNA from Penicillium griseofulvum, 1275 nucleotides. RefSeq lists its product as uncharacterized. The transcript is spliced from 3 exons. Bases 1 to 1275 code for a protein of 424 amino acids. Lineage: Eukaryota; Fungi; Ascomycota; Eurotiomycetes; Eurotiales; Aspergillaceae. The record is from RefSeq and is a predicted model, not a curated record.
AUGUUUCCACAGUUCUUACUCUUGAUAUGUGUUCUACCAGUGCAGACCCUAGCAUUCCCAAGUCAGCACACAGUCAACGAAAAAUCCUCACCACAUCUCCGUGCUAGCAGGUACUCGCGCAGCGGGAACUAUCAUAUCCCUAGCGUUGUACAGAACGGAACUAGCAAGGCUCGAUUCGACAUCCAAACACCAAAAACAACACUCGACACAGAGACCCUCUUCAGUCUAGACGCACCGCAAAUAGACCCAAUCAACAGCUCCGUCUUCGAAUGGUGGUAUUUCGACGUCGUCUCAGAGACAAACCCAGAUGAUUCCCUCGUCGUCACAUUCUUCACCUCAUCCAUGGAAGCAUUUCCAUUCCUCGAUCCAAAUGAAACAUCCAUCUUAAGCGUCUGGUUAUGGGCUUCGUUCGCCAACGGAACCGUUUUCGAAGAUUCCGUCCCGGCAACAGUGGCAACCGUGACUGGCGCAGACGGCCGAACAAAUAGCUCGGGUAACUGGUCGCCCACAGGGUUUACCUGGAAUGCUCUCACAGCUAAUUUAUCUCAAUAUGAGAUUAUCAUUGCGUCUGAGAAACUCCAGGUCGAAGGACGGUUGACCUUGACUUCGCGAGCACCGCCUAAUCUACCCUGUGGAAUCCAACCGGGACGGACUGAACUCGAAAUCGCACCUCAUAUUGGAUGGGUUAAUCUCGUACCCGACGCUGUGGCUGAGGUGGAUAUGGAGAUCCAUGGGUCGACGUUGAAGUUCCGAGGGUCUGGAUAUCAUGAUAAAAAUUGGUCCGAUCGACCCUUUAUAGACUCUGUUCAGAGCUGGUACUGGGGUCAUGGCCGUGUGGGUCCGUACUCGAUUGUAUGGUUCAGUUACCUCGCGAUUAAUGAUACAACCAAUACCACGUAUGUGAGUAGCUAUGUUGCUAAAGAUGGAGAGAUACUCGUGUCGGCUUGCGACCCCUCUAUUCUCACUGUGAGGCCGAUUGGUAAGCCUGGGACUACUGGUGGGCGAUAUCCGCCAUAUGCGCGUGACAUACCGGACGGGUUUAGGUUGGAAUAUGAUUUGGGAGAGGCGGGUCAGCUGAAAGUUAAUGUCUCGGUUAGAACGGUGGUUGCGGGGGAUGAGGAAUAUUAUAUGCGAUGGACAGGUGACAUGGUUGGGGAGGUUGAGUCUGAGAGAGGGGGUGGCGGUCCGAAGAAGGAAAUGGGAGAACGUGACGCACACUCAUCUUCACCUCUUGUUGGUGUUGCAGUUUUGGAGCAAUUUGUUUUAUUGGAAUAG